This is a messenger RNA of Kuraishia capsulata CBS 1993, 879 nucleotides long. RefSeq lists its product as uncharacterized. The transcript has a single exon. Bases 1 to 879 code for a protein of 292 amino acids. The record is from RefSeq and is a predicted model, not a curated record. NCBI's taxonomy places the organism in Eukaryota, Fungi, Ascomycota, Pichiomycetes, Pichiales, Pichiaceae.
AUGCCCACCGCAUUACCUCACAAAUACCGCGACGAUAUCGACGAGAACGGGUUCACCGUGAUCCGUGGGUUCUUGACUCCAGAAGAGGUCACGCUCUACAGAGAGGCUUCGGCCAAGCUGGUUGACUACGCCCGUGCUGGGAACUGGAAUGAUGUGAGAAUCAGAGGCAAACAGUUUCCUCCUUGGCCUAAGGAUUUUAACCCCGACAUCUGGGGAGUUUCUGGAUUGCUGCACCCAGACCUGAAGGAGCUGUCCUAUCCUUUCCACGAGGCCUAUGCCUCUGACAAGAUGCUGGCCGUGGUGAGCGAUAUACUCCAGGUUCCUCAGGAAAAAAUUAGCAUGGAGCUGUUCAACAUGUUGAUCAACCCCUUGACGGACUUCGACCUGGAAUGGCACAGAGAUGAUAUCAGGCCUGAUGUCACGCCUGAGGAAGAGGCAGAACAACUGGAUUGUGCUUUUGCCGGUUGUCAGUUCAACUUGGCGCUUUACGAAGACGACUGUUUGAUCGUGAUUCCCAAAUCUCACAAGAGAAUCCGUACUGCUGAGGAGCGUAAGAAGACCACCGAUGAAACCAAGAAGUUGCCCAUCUCAUCCCAAAUGGCCGUUGCUCUACAGCCGGGUGAUUUGGCCUUCUACAACCCAAAUAUUGUUCACAGAGGUGUCUAUAACUCGAAAAAACCAAGAUUGACGCUUCAUGGAUGCUAUGGACAUACUGAUAACGGUGGACGCCGUGCCAGACUGGUUCUUCAGCAUGGAGUUGCUUCCUGGUUGGAUCGUCUGGAGCCUCGCAACGCGAACCUUGCUCAGCUAAAGGUUGGUCUUGAGAAGCUUGCGGAAGAGAACAAGAACAAGGAUAUCGGAUUUUCCCUGGAAGGUUAA